AUGGUGCCCGACUUCGACUGGCCUGUGGAAGGCCUGACUGGCUGCUUCAGCCAGAGACUCUUGUUGACUGCCCUGCUGCCCGUCGGCAUCCUUUUGUUUUGUGUACGCUUCGCAUCCCAUGCCUUCCGUUUGCGAGACGAGAGUCCUGUCAGAUACACUAUCUCUCCUCCUCCAGAACUGAACACCACCUACGGUGCGAAACUCGAAGGGAUAGACCACCCAUCUGCAGAUGUGUCUGAAAUCCGCAACGGUUUGAUCUACCCUCGUUGUCCAGCGGAUGGCCGCAGCCUUGGGGCGCCCAUUACUCCUUCGACACCUUCCUCAAUCGACAAUGCCAUCUCCGCUGCCGCCAGAGCUCAACUUCCAUGGUCGCAAACCGCCUUUUCCGAGCGUCGUCGAGUCCUCCGUACCCUUCUACGACAUAUUCUUGACCACCAAGAAGAGAUUGUCACGGCAUGCUGUCUAGACAGCGGCAAGACUAAGAUUGAUGCCUGCUUCGGAGAGAUCCUGGUGACUGUGGAAAAACUACAAUGGACAAUCAAACAUGGGGAAAAGGCUUUGUCGCCGUCAAGGCGGCCGACGAACCUCCUCAUGUGCUACAAAGCCAACACGGUCAUCUACAAGCCGUUAGGGGUGGUGGCUGCGUGUGUCAGCUGGAAUUACCCCUUCCACAACUUCAUUUCGCCAGUGAUCUCGGCCUUGUUCGCUGGAAAUGCCAUCGUCGUCAAACCUAGUGAACAGACAUGUUGGAGCAGUCUCUACUUCACGGAUCUGAUACGAAGCGGCCUCCAGGCAUGUGGUCACAGUCGAGACCUGGUGCAAAAUGUUAUUUGUCUGCCCCAAGUUGCGGACUAUCUGACCAGUCAUCCUGGAUUGAGUCAUAUCACAUUUAUUGGCAGUCGAGAAGUUGCCCACAAGGUCUGCAGCUCGGCAGCCAAGGCGCUGACUCCGGUCACGGUCGAACUGGGAGGUAAGGAUCCGGCGAUUGUAUUGGACGAUGCAACAACGCUCAAGAGAAUCGACCAUGUUGCCGCCAUUCUGAUGCGUGGUGUCUUCCAAUCCGCUGGCCAGAAUUGCAUUGGCAUCGAGCGUGUCAUCGCCCUUCCUGGAAUCCACGACAAACUCCUCAGCCUGGUGCUUCCCAAGAUCCACUCACUGCGUCUCGGCUCUGUCCUCCUGUCCUCUGCGAAUGACCCUCCAGAUAUGGGCUCGAUGAUCUCGUCCCGUAGCUUCCAACGCCUCGAAGAGCUUAUUUCCUCGGCCGUCGCCCAGGGCGCAAAGCUUCAUUGCGGUGGCAAGCGAUGUCUCCACCCUAACUAUCCUAACGGAACCUACUUUCAGCCCACCCUGCUCGGCGAUGUCACCGUGGACAUGGAGAUUGCGCAGCAAGAGCUUUUCGCGCCCGUCUUUUUGCUCAUGAAAGCACAGAGCGUGGACGACGCCAUUGCCAUGGCGAACUCAACCCCCUACGCUCUCGGUGCAAGCGUGUUUGGCCAUCACCGCGCCAACGUUGCCAAGUGCGUUGCCGGGAUCAAGGCCGGCAUGGUCGCUGUCAACGACUUUGGCGCAUUCUAUGCUUGUUCGAUGCCUUUUGGCGGCGUCAAGGGGUCCGGCUAUGGUCGCUUUGGCGGCGAGGAAGGUCUGAGAGCACUGAGCAAUAUCAAGAGUGUCUGCGCCGACGCAUCUUGGGCCAUGUUGCUUGGCGUCAGCACCGCGAUCCCGCCCAAGUUGCAGUAUCCCGUCAGUCGAGAUGGAUGGGAGAUCUGUAAGGGUGUGGUGGGCACCGGGUACGCCCUGGGUUGGCGGGAAUGGGUUGGAAAUGUGGCCGGGCUGGUUCUAGCAUUGCUCAGAAGUGAUGCCAGUGCUGAAGUACAGAUAAUGGCCAAACAGUGA
This is a messenger RNA of Capronia coronata CBS 617.96, 1893 nucleotides long. RefSeq lists its product as uncharacterized. The transcript has 2 exons. Gene Ontology annotation, molecular function: aldehyde dehydrogenase (NAD+) activity. Lineage: Eukaryota; Fungi; Ascomycota; Eurotiomycetes; Chaetothyriales; Herpotrichiellaceae. The record is from RefSeq and is a predicted model, not a curated record. Bases 1 to 1893 code for a protein of 630 amino acids.